CGGACAAGGGGAUCGAGUUUAUUUCUCGCGUGGAUCCCUCGGCCGCAACUCGCUUCUGCUGCCCAGACGGCGUGGAUGACCCCCAAGACACAUCGCGACGCUUGGGCGGGGGGCGAAAUUGUCACCUUUGAAUGUUUGACUUGACGGGAUUUUUUUAGGGGCAACUUGCUGCGUAACUUUAUUUUUUAUUUCAAAUCGGUUGCACAUUUUGUACACGCUUUAUUCCCACCCCCACCGCCCCCCCCCCCUCCCCCCGAAGAAAAAAAAAGCGUCAAGAAAAUGGAGCGAAUCCCCAGCGCACAACGUCCUCCUCUGUCCAAGACUGAUCUAGCAGAUAUGCACGGCAUGGAUUUCCCUAUGUAUGCGUAUAAACCCAGGCGAGGGAUGAAGAGAGGAGAGGAGAGCAAGGAGACCUACAAGCUGCCCCACAGACUCAUCGAGAAAAAGAGACGUGAUCGGAUAAACGAGUGCAUUGCUCAGUUGAAAGAUUUGUUGCCGGAGCACCUAAAACUCACGACUUUGGGCCAUUUGGAGAAGGCUGUGGUUUUGGAGCUCACACUCAAGCAUGUGAAGACGCUCAGCACUCUCAUGGAGCAGCAGCAGCAGAAAAUCCUUGCCCUGCAGAGUGGCAUGCAUAUUGAGCAACCUAUUGUCAACCAAGAGAAGUCCGAGGAGAUGUUCCGAUCUGGUUUCCACAUGUGCGCCAAAGAGAUUCUUCAGUAUCUGGCCAGUCGUGAGAGCGACGGUGACUUUGCGCCAUCCCACGUCAUCAACCACCUUCACAAGUUGGCCGCUGACGUGCUCCAAAGUCCAAAGCGACCCCUCUCUCCCAUUAGCCCCCCGCCCGAGGAAAUCCCCGCAUACAGCCAGCACCAAACCCACAAGGAGACAACCACCAGCUUACCCCCUAAACCCAGCGAGGGCUACGGGAGGGUGCCGGUAAUCCAGCGGGCGCACGCUUCGCCUAGUGGCGAGCAGAGCGGCAGUGACACUGAUACAGAUAGCGGCUACGGAGGAGAGCUGGAGAAAAUCGAGUGCGGUGGCCCGCAGACGCAUCCCGACUACUACAGCCAGGAGGGCAAGCUGAUGAAGCGGAGCACGGCGGAGAGGCAGAGCUCCCACAUCAAGCGGGAGGACGACGAGCCGAGGCACAAACGGGCCCGAGCCGAGUCGUCGGAGGACGAGAUGCUCUCGGGUGGAGAAUCCUCAGCCUCGUCCUCUUCCAGUGGUUACGGUAGCUACAUGAGCGUCUCCCCCAACCAUCCGCCUUCAGCCCCGCACCCCCUCUGCAUGCCCUUCUACCUCAUUCCCCCCUCUGCCGCCACCUACCUGCCUAUGCUGGAGAAAUGCUGGUACCCGGGUGCCAUUCCCAUGCUGUACCCCGGCAUGGGCGGCUCCGCCACCGCCAUGCCCAGCGAGAGACCACCACAGAUGGUAAUGUCUCCCAGGGGAGGCUCUCCAGCUCCAGCCAUAUCUCAGACGCCCAUGGACUCCCCGGCUCUCCUACAGGCACUAAAGCAGGUACCCCCCCUCAACCUGGAAACCAAAGACUAAGAGAACAUGGUCACUGAGUUGACUCAUUAGGAGGGAGAACAUGAUUGAGCCGUCCUGUAGUCCAGCAAGUCAUUUCUCCACUUUGGUUCUCAUCCUGGAAUUCAUGUGGCAAACAAGAAGACGAGAGACUGGUGGAGAAAUGGUCGUAUCCAUCCACGUGUGGAUGACGAAAAUGGUUGAAUGUUAAGUGCAAAUGGGCCUGCCCUUCUCGCACACACACACACACUUGGUUGAAUGUAAAGAAAGACAUGUUUCAGACGCUGCUGUUCCGAGUCAAAAACCCUGACAACACUGGCGCAUUUCACUUGUAGCUUUUGUGCUAGAGACAUGCCAUUUAAA
Messenger RNA from Phyllopteryx taeniolatus (common seadragon), 1893 nucleotides. Its product is annotated as class E basic helix-loop-helix protein 40-like. The transcript has 5 exons. The record is from RefSeq and is a predicted model, not a curated record. Gene Ontology annotation, biological process: regulation of neurogenesis; regulation of transcription by RNA polymerase II; circadian regulation of gene expression. The coding region runs from base 280 to 1554 and encodes 424 amino acids. Gene Ontology annotation, cellular component: nucleus. Gene Ontology annotation, molecular function: DNA-binding transcription factor activity, RNA polymerase II-specific; protein dimerization activity; RNA polymerase II cis-regulatory region sequence-specific DNA binding. NCBI's taxonomy places the organism in Eukaryota, Metazoa, Chordata, Actinopteri, Syngnathiformes, Syngnathidae.